ACCGACUAGAAAAAUAGUGAUCGGUGUGGAAUAUUGUUAGAGAAUAUUUCUAAAAACCAACAGGAAUAUUCAAUAUUGCAUUCUUUUUUGUGUUUAGUACUAUUGAUUUAAUUCAUCAGCAAGUAUUAUCAGUAGAAGCAUAAGUUUUCAGUUAUCAAUCAAUUCGGCUUAAAUAGUUUGUCCGGGUGAUGAGUGAAAAAUUACUCAAAGUUGGCCAGCGGAUUGAAGUUUCCGGCAAGGAUGUUCGGGGCACGAUUGCGUACAUAGGGAUGACCUCAUUUGCCGUGGGCAAAUGGAUUGGUGUCAUUCUCGACGAGCCCAAGGGGAAAAAUAAUGGAUCGAUCAAAGGACAGACAUAUUUCUCGUGCGACGAAAACUAUGGCAUGUUUGUUCGCCCAACACAGCUCGUCUUUCUGGACGACGCUGGCAAUCCGAUCGAAAGUGCCGAAAUCCAAACGCCGGAAGAAAAACCACGGUCACGGUUGAGCAGUACUAAGCGUACCUCCACUAAACCGAAUGCUGGAUCGGUUCGUUCGCUAGCAUCGAUGCCGGGAUCAACGACUUCUUUUGCAGCAAAACCAACGGCCGUACGUCGUAAGUCACCCGUCAAGCAGCCCCAAUCGAAGCGUGCCUCCAUGACCAUGACACUCUCAUCAUCCAGUUCUCGUUUGUCUCUGAAUCGCAGCAGCAGUUCGUUGGGUUCGAAAACUCAGCUGACGUCUCCCGGCAGUGAGCGACCUGCGGGAAGCUCUUCGAUACCGACACCGAUUUCAUCGAUUCCAACCAUGGUCAAAGCCGGUGAUCGUUACGAAUCUCUGCACAAAUCGCACAUCAGCCCACCGGAAUCGUUGCAGACUUCCAAGCGCGCUUCGUUUAUCGAAACCGGUUUCGUGGAAACCCUAAAACCUCAGUUCACUCCCGGACAAUCGCUGACAUCCCCGUCACCGGCCCCAUCAACCGAGGAUCGUAUUCAUUUGCUGCAGCUGCAGCAGGAGAUUGAAGACUUGAAAACGCAGAAUAAGGAUCUGGUAGAGAAACUGGAAACGCUAAAGGUGCGUCGUGCCGAAGACAAGGAACGUCUGCGGGAGUUUGAUAAGUUGAAAACACAGUACGACCAGUCGGUGGAAUUUAAGAGUAAAAUCAUGGACGCUCACUCUCUGCUGCAGCGCGAGCUUCAGCGGGCCAAACAGGAGGCUAAGGAUGCGAUCGAAGCUCGCGACUUGCAUGUGGAGGAAAUGGCUGAGCUCUCGGAAAAUGUAGAGAUGAUUACGCUGGACAAGGAGAUGGCAGAAGAGAAAGCGGACACGCUGGCCCUUGAACUGGAAACGGCUAAGGAACGGAUCGAGGAACUUACUUUGGAUUUGGAAAUUUUGAAGACGGAAAUGCAGGAGAAGCUAGGUUCUGGUGGCACCAUCGGAGAUGGCAUUGGAACGGGAGCAUCCACGUACGAAUUUAAACAGCUGGAACAACACAAUGCUAGACUUCGCGAAACGUUGGUUCGUUUGAGAGACUUAUCGGCUCACGAAAAACACGAAAUUCAGAAGCUGGAAAAAGAAUUGGAAACUAAAAAGUCUGAAGUUACCGAAUUGCAACGAACUAAGGAAAAGUUGUCCAGCAAAAUUGACGACCUGGAGGCGCAGCUGGGUGACCUCCAGGAGCAGGUAGAUGCUGCCCUUGGGGCCGAAGAAAUGGUCGAACAGCUGGCCGAAAAAAAGAUGGAACUCGAAGAUAAAGUAAAAGCUCUCGAGGAAGAGGUCGCCGAACUGGAAGCUUUGGAAGAAGUACACGAACAGCUGGUGGAAAGCAACCACGAACUGGAGAUGGACAUGCGAGAGGAACUGGAUAUGGCACACGCCGCCAAGCGGGAGGCCGUCCGCGAAAAGGAAGCUGCCCUCGAGACUAUCAUUGAUCGCGAUCAAACAAUCCUCAAAUUCCGCGAGCUGGUCCAACGGCUUAACGAUCAAUGCCAGGAGCUAAGAGAAAAACUUAGCCAGGAAUCGAGCAAGAUCGUAAAGGAUACCAUCUCCGAAACGAUUGACUUCAAGCAAAUGUUCGCUGAAUCGAAGGCAUUCACAAGGGCAAUCGAUCUGCAGCUGCGGCAGAUCGAGCUAACGCAAGCGAACGAACACGUUAAAUAUCUGACGGCAUUUAUGCCGGAGAUAUUCAUGGCUCGCGGUGGUGACCACGAUGCCAUCCUGGUGAUCCUACUCGUAUCGCGGAUCGUGUUCAAAUCGGGCAUCAUCGUUAGCCAGGCGAGGGAACGCUUCUCGGCCGUUCCGCACAUCGAUCGCAAUUCAAUCGUCAGUGGACACGAAGUGUAUCAGUUCCGAUUCCGCUCGCGGUUGCUUCAUCACGUGCACAACCUUCAGACGAUAAUGCACCAGUUCCUGUACGGACUGACGGCCUGCCAGGCGGAUACGCUGCUGAAAAUCGGUGCAUCCCUGCCCGAAAUGCAUGCCCAGGAGAAGAUGGUCGAUGAAAUUGUGGAUUUGCUGAAGGCCAACCAGUUGGACGAGAAUUCCUCCACCGACAAUUUAGAGAAAUGUGUCACAUUCUUCAAUGCAAUGUACUUAGUAUUACUUUCGGGAGAAGACUUACUCAACGAGACACAGAUUGUUCGGGAUUGUACGGCUUCCAUCUCGGCGGCAUGUGAUUCUAUUUCAACUGAUGCUGGUGUUAUGAAGACACUGAUCAAGAGUGGUGACGAAACGAGCGAUUCCGGUCUGCUGAUGCAAUACAUCACACAAAACAUCGAUUCCGUAAAACAACAGCUUAAACUAGUGAAACGUCGCUUGCCGCAGGACAUUGCCGUGACCAAGUGCAAUCUGUCGAUGAACACAUUACAGAAUCUGAAAAAGACAGCCGAAUCACUCAACAAGCUGAUGAGUGUCAUGUUCCUUAGCGCUAAGGAGGUCAUCCAUAUGGUGACAGCCGACUCGGAGACGGAAGUUUCCCUAUCUCACGAUAAGCUAUGGGACAUUAUAUCCAAUGCGUGCGAGAAGAUUUACGAACAGGACGAUCUGGGUCCGUCGCAAAACAUUCGGUCAGUUUUAAGCAAAACUAGCACGGACAUGAGUCAGCUGGCGCAAUAUCUUCUCGACCACGAGUACGAGAUUAUGUCCGGCACCAAUGCCAAACCGGAGGAAAAACCCGUGGCUCCGAUCAUCCUACGGGCGCAGGCCGUCAAGAAGCAGCUCGAAGAGACAAAGACUCUCACGGCAACGCUGGAGAAUCGCGAAGCCGAAAUCCGACAGCUCAAGCUUGCGGCUAAGCUGAAACAAAACGAACUGUCGGAAAUGCAGAUCCGUAAGGAUAUAGCCGAGAAGAAACUAUCGGUACUACAGCAGGAUCACGAGACCAACACCGUUCGACUGCAGAAGCAACUCGAUGAGGUCACUCAGCGGUUGGAAAAAAAAGAAAAAGACUUCGAAGAAACUAUGGACCACUUGCAGAACGACAUCGAUUCAUUGGAGAGUGAAAGAAUUAGUCUUCGUGAGAAACUCAAAACCUACAGCUCCAAGAAAGGCGACCUCAAAACAACAACUGCUUUGGAUAUCUCCGCAAGUUCGCCGUACAUCGCCCAGGAGCUGUCGCUGCUCAAGAAGGCCUUCAAGGACGAGCGCUCCGAACGGCUGAAGAUACAAGCGAACGAGUACCGGAAUAUCCUAAACAGCUUGGAACCGCUGCACGUGCCGCAACCGAAGGACGCACGCAUCGAAGAGCUCGAGCAGGAGGUGACCAAGGUGAAACACGAUUGGAUUAUGUCGCUGGUGCGGGGAGCCGAACUGCCGGCUACCAAGACCGCCCAUGGUAACCUUUCCAAGACCAUAGCCGAUCAUGAAAACCACCAGAAGCACAACCAGCAGCAGAUUAAGACGAAAGCCGAACGGUUGGUGUGCGAGAUUAUGAACGAAUACCUCAGCCGGAAGCCUCACCGAGCGGCACGGGGUGAUUUUGCGGCGUUUCCAUCGGUCGAACUGACGUCGGCUUUCAAGAUAAAUAUCAAAGUGUGAAUUGAUACGCCCUUAACCUUUAGCGAGGAGAGCAUGGACCACUUUGUGGGUAGCUAUGAUAUUGUUAUUCUAUGAUAAUCUGAGUUCAUGUUUAAAAGACAUUCGUUUACUGUAUUCAACGCAGGAAAAAAUGAUCGCUUUUUAUUUAUUUUUCUUUAGCGAAGCAUAAAGUUUACAAUUUAGCGGCCAGCCGCUGCAACUGCUUGGAAUAAAUUAUAUAUA
Messenger RNA from Sabethes cyaneus, 4235 nucleotides. It is a transcript of the gene DCTN1-p150, whose product is annotated as dynactin subunit 1. The transcript has 11 exons. NCBI's taxonomy places the organism in Eukaryota, Metazoa, Arthropoda, Insecta, Diptera, Culicidae. The record is from RefSeq and is a predicted model, not a curated record. The coding region runs from base 189 to 4013 and encodes 1274 amino acids.